GCCAAUCUCGUCACCGAUCCGCUCCGGGCUGCCUCGAGGUCUCUCUCCCUCUUUCCCCUUUGUGGCGAAGAAGAAGGCAAGUGAGAGAGAAUCGAAGGGCGAGCUAUACUCAGCUGAAUCGGUGGAAAUCUAGAGCGGAUCGAAUCCAGAAGAAAUCUCCUCUCCUCGCCCUUUUUCUCGCCCGUCACUGCAAGCUGGAAAUAUACCCCAUCGAAUCCAGAAAGUGGUUUUGCGGUUCGAUCCUUGUGCUCGGUCAUCUAGGGUUGUAAGAUCGAUACUCUGCAUGCGCAGCGAUGGCUUCUCUUUACCCGUGUCACUUCAGUGCUGUCCAGGUUGGUGCGUAUUUCUUGGAGCAUUACUAUGGGAUUCUCCAGCAGCAGCCGGAACUAGUACACCAGUUCUACACGGAAGGGAGUUCAAUGGUGCGUGUUGAUGGGACUGCAACAGAAUCUGCGACUGGGAUGGUGCAAAUUCAUCAUCUUGUUAUGUGCCUUAAUUUCAAGGGGAUAGAGAUUAAGUCUGCCCAUUCUUUGGAGUCUUUGAAUGGUGGAGUUUUGGUGAUGGUUUCUGGUUAUGUGCAGUUGGAGGAUUAUAGUAUUAGGAGGAAAUUUGUGCAGACCUUUUUUCUUGCUCCUCAAGAGAAAGGAUAUUAUAUUCUCAAUGACAUGUUUCACUUCCUUGAGGAGGAACAUAUUUUUGAGCACCCUGCGACCCUUGUAUCUCAGACUGAUUUUGGGACCAAGUUAAACAUGUCGAGUCCUGUACCAGAAGCAGUUCCUGACUAUAUACUACAAGAUGAAGUUCAGGCUCAGGACUUGUUGUCUCUAGUGCAGGCGGAAGAAAAUGACACAGUAGAGAAUUAUAGCAUCCCUGAAGCACCACAACAACUUCCAGUUUUGGAUGAACGAUUAGGUGAAUCUUUUGCUGAAGAGACUGUGCCAUAUCCAAUUGCCUUGGAGACCACAAGAGAUCCACCUCCUGCAACCGCUGAAGAACCUGUUGGAGAGCCAACUAAGCACACAUAUGCCUCCAUUCUUCGGGCUAAAGGCCAAUCUGGUCCAUCUAUGCAUCCAUCACCUGUAGUAAAGACAUCUCUGGUGGGUUCAGAACAGGCCCAUUCCUUUUCCCAACAAUCCCAUCCUGCUAUUUUUCCUGAGAAUACUGGCUCCGAGGCAAUUGAGGAGGCUCUAGUAGUUGAGGAUGAAGUUGAUUCCAGAUCUGUUUAUGUUGGAAAUCUUCCUUCAUCUAUCUCGACUUCAGACCUUGAGCAAGUCUUUAAGAAUUUUGGUAAAUUGAGACCAGAUGGUGUUUUUAUUAGAAGCCGGAAGGAGUCUGAUGUUUUUUAUGCUUUCAUUGAAUAUCAAGAUGCCAUUGGUGUACAAAAUGCACUUAAGGCAUCUCCAAUACAGUUAAAUGGGAGAUUGAUUCAUGUCGAGGGGAGAAGACCUAAUAGCGGUGUAUCACGAGGAAGAAGGGGCAGAGGCAGAGGAUACCCAUCUGAGGCCUCAGGAGGACGUGUUGGUGGUCGAACUUUUGGGCGAGGUAUCAGGCAAGAUAGCAAUGACAAAGACUAUAUUAGUCGGGCAAGGGGAAGUGGAUACGCUCAACCAAUUCAAGAAAGAGACUAUUAAAUUGAGAGAGUGCCACCAAAAAGAGACUAUUAAAUGCUAAUGCUCCAGCUCCAGAAGGGAUGUCAACGAGCUUCAUUAGUUGUUCCCUAUUACAUGGAAAUAUUUCUUUGUUUCCAGAUGUUUGACUCUAAGAAAUGUCAAGACCUGCCCUUGAGGUUUCUCGGAUUUCAAAUUUAUUCCAAUUAAUUGGCUGCAUUUAGAUUUGAUUGCA
Molecule: messenger RNA, 1842 nt
Organism: Zingiber officinale
Lineage: Eukaryota; Viridiplantae; Streptophyta; Magnoliopsida; Zingiberales; Zingiberaceae
Product: nuclear transport factor 2-like
Exons: 9
Coding region: 294-1631 (445 amino acids)
Cellular component (GO): cytosol; ribonucleoprotein complex
Molecular function (GO): mRNA binding
Source: RefSeq, a predicted model, not a curated record